This is a messenger RNA of Rhodofomes roseus, 1304 nucleotides long. RefSeq lists its product as uncharacterized. Lineage: Eukaryota; Fungi; Basidiomycota; Agaricomycetes; Polyporales; Fomitopsidaceae. The record is from RefSeq and is a predicted model, not a curated record. The annotation marks the transcript as partial. The transcript has 11 exons.
AUUCGUACUGCCCUAUCACACAAGUGACAGUGCAGAUUGUGUGUCCUUACACUACAUUUUGAUGGUGGCUUCAUCGUCCUUACUAGUAUACCGCCUGCUCGGGCGUGCGCCCCGGCCCACCCGAGAUCCCCAGAGGCUCUCCACCACAGUAUCGCAAGCGUCCUGGGGUAUAUAUUCUUCCGGCGUGUCUUCCGUGCCCCGCAGCCAGCGAUGUCCGAGAGCGAACUGGACACACUGCAGGCGACGAAGUACCUCUCAGGGGUCGCCCUGACGCUCCUCAUGUAUGAUCAUGUAAUCCACAUCGAGGAUGAAGUCGCGCUUGUGUGGUGCCAACCGCCCACUCUUCUCUCGGUCUUUGUUAUGGCGGAGAUGUAUGUCCGCGAGAUCGGGCUUGCGUACAUGGUUGCCGUCGUUAGCGGUACAACGGACCAGACGCAUUAUUCAUGUGUCGUAUCAACAUGGUUUGUUAUCGUCUACAGUUUAUUGAGCACUGGCUCUGUACAUUCGCUGCUUCUCUAUCGAGUAUUCAGACUAUGGGACAACCGGACGAUCGUACAGUAUGUCAUCAUCGCCGGCUUCGUCCUGUCCUUUGCAGGCACGAUCGCCUGCGCGAUCAGUGCGGCUGAUGCCCUCGCCCGGGAGGUGCAGGUAUCGCCGAUAAUACGUACAUGUAUAUUCCCCUACAAGUCGUGGUUUGCCACGGCGUCUUGGGCGGUGGUGAUACUGUAUGACUUGUUCGUCCUGGUUGUCGUGGUCGUGAACGCGUUCGGUAAACCACGGCGGAGUGAUAUGGACAUUGUCAGAGACCUGUAUACCGACGGAUUCCUGAUAUUCCUGGUGCGCCUUUCUGGCACUCCGCGUAUCGAGGUUGUUGCCGAGCGUUGUCGGCGGGGGAGACGACGUACUAUUGACGCCGCUUAUCUCCUGGUCGUUGGAAGGUGCGCUGAAUACACGGCUCUACUACAAAGUCAAGGAACUCGAGGUCCAUCGCAAGCACUGGACGCCGUUUGUGCUGCCAGUGGGCGACACUCAUGCACGGCAACGAUCUGGGGUUCUCAUCUACGAAGAAACCGAGAUGGAUGUACUCUGAUGAAAAGUUGUGAGAGAUUAUCACUUGUCCCGUAUCCUUAUUGCAAACUUGUGUAUUAUUUAUGACAUGUAGCCACAAGCCCUUGACGUUCACGCGAUACGGCAUACGAUAUGUUCGUUCUGUGCUUUACUGUGAUUUCGAUGGAGUCCAGCGCCUGAAAUACGGACGGCCUACCACACAGGUGUCGACGAAGACCAGCCAAGGACCAGCCAAG